Messenger RNA from Porites evermanni, 4229 nucleotides. The record is from the annotation of a GenBank genome assembly. NCBI's taxonomy places the organism in Eukaryota, Metazoa, Cnidaria, Anthozoa, Scleractinia, Poritidae.
AUGCUGACAGUGCAUAGAGUGCUACGUCCUGACACAAACCUUGCGGAUUCCUCAUUUUCUUGUGUAGGUCGCUAUGCCGUGAUAGCAUUCAGAAAGGUUAACUUGAACCAGAUACCAAAGAUUAUUCCCAAAAUACCGGUAAGUUCCUUGCACUAAGAAAUAAAUCCAGUCUUAAGUUUAUACUCACUCUGCCACUCACUCUAAAUUCGAGAUAGCUCCGAAUCUCUCUUUUUAAGAAAAAGAUUUCUUCUUUACGAGAAAAAGUAAAAAAAAUCAUCGGAUAAUAAUUUUUUGUAUGAAUUUACGAGAACAACAUCUUAUUUUAUGAUUUGUUUUAAAUUUUUUUCUUUGCAUAAGAAAUCUCGAAUUUAAAGAAUUUAGAGUGACUGUCAUCUGAAUGAUGAAUAUUUGAAUUUUAUAAGCUUAGAAACCGCAGAAUGAAGAAAUAAAUGCAAAGAAGAUCAUCGCAAUCAAAGACACAGCUCAUGAAUUUUUCAGGCUUUCUUUUCUCAACUGCAUGAGUUACGUCUUUAACUGCGACGAUCUUCUUCGCAUUCAUUUCUUCAUUCCAUAGUUCCAAUAUAUCAAAUUCAUAUAAUAUUCAUCGUCACAUCCUCAUCUUUCGUGGGUAUAUUAUGAACCAGUUUAAUGACUAGCUCCUAGUUGGCUUGCUGGGCCGUCUUAGCUGUGCUUAUGAUCGAGAUACUCAUAGCAUAAAAUGUAUAUACACAACCUACAAGACUGAUUGAAAUUAUCGGCAGUGAGUGUUGACACUUCCUCAGCAAACUGACAGCAAACACGAGUAUGAAAACCUUAUUCCCUGGGUUCCCUUAUGAGGUAGCGAGUGAAUGUACGUCUGAAGCAGCCCAAAGUAGUCUUCGGCGAGAACAAACAAAAAUGCAUUUUCAUGUCAGGCAACUUCCAAGUGAACUGAAGUGAGUGAUUCAUUUGCAUAUCUCCACCCACAGCAAUACAUGUAACUUGUGAAAUGCUCUUUGGGCAUCGUCGAAAAAGGGCAUUCAGGAGUCAUGUUCCUGGGCUGUAGGACUUUCCACAAUCAGGUUUUAGUCCAAUGGGGCAUUUUUUAGGUUUAAAGGUUAUUGUUUUAGGUUUAAAGGUUAUUGUUCUGUCUCAUUCACAUUAAAAAUGGGUUGAGUUAGUCUACAAAUCUGAUUUAAGCAAAUCAGAAACUUGGUAACAGGUUUUUCAAAAGAAUGUCACAAAUUGAUGUUUUACUUGUGUUUUUGUAAAUAGGAAUUCAGCCAUUAUUACAGGGGCGGAUUUGAACCCAAGAUGACAAAAAGAGAAGCUGGUUUAAUUCUUGGAAUCAGGUAUGUUAUGAUUUAUAGCCAGCAAGUCUAGUCCCGAGUUUCUACGGCCAAAUGCAUUCUCUUCAAUGACAUUAUUAAGACUAGGAGAUUUGCAAAGUAAAAUUCAAAGAGAUUAAAGCAAACCUUGUUAUUUUAUGGUAAAUUAGUGUAGGCCAAUCCCCAUUUAGUAUUCAACCAUUCAACCAAGUCAGUGGUUAUAUUUGAUUGAAUUUUCCAAUGGAAAGCCUUUAUAACUGUGACUAUCUUGAUUGAAACAUGAUUGUGAUUGAGUGUAGUACUGUUGUUUCCACACUUCUUGUAGUGAACUCAAAUGAAAUUUAAUACAGUUGACAACGAGGAGUGCAGUCGCGUGUUGUCAGUUAGUGGUCAGUGGGGUGGCUCAAGCUUAGUCAGCCUUGCUUGCAUCAUCUCCAAGUGCUAAGUACAGUGUUUCCUGGCAGCCACUAUCUUUGCUUAGCUCCCCCCUUUAUUUUACCAUUGUUAAAUCAGUUUGACAGACACCUUGUUCCAUUAGUGUGGGGGGCUCAUAGGUGAAAUGUGCGGGUUUACCAGCAAUAUUGAGUCAUGGGUCUAGGGGCUGGCUUUGCCAAAAGGGGAAGCCCCUGGACAUCCCGUGCACCCAACUCCAUACUCAAGGUUGUCAACUGUAGUUGCUUAGCAUUUUCCUUCUAGACUAUUGUCAGAGAAAGUAGCUUAACCAUGUGAAUCAUUGAGAUGAUGCAUUGAAAUCCCUAGUGUUUUGACCAGACUGUGAAUUAUGACCUUCAAUCAUAAAAUGUGAAAAUACUGAGAAAAAAACUCAACCUUAAUUGAUAUUGAAAAGAAUUGGACUUUUUUGAUGGUAUAAUCCUCCCAAAUUUGAUAAAUGUACAGUAAAUAUUACAUUUCGUACAUUAUUUAUCACAACAAUCCUAGGUGCAUGUCUUUGUAUCCUCAUUUGCUUAAAUGAGUACAUGCUUCUUCACAAAAUGUAAAAGGAUCUGAACUUGAAUUUUUCCUUGUAAAAUUACUUUACAAAACCUUAAGAUUUUAACAACAAAUUUUUUCUGCUUUCUUUUCAAGUCCUUCCGCUAACAAAGUUAAAAUUAGAGAGGCUCACAGAAGAGUUAUGCUCAUAAAUCAUCCAGACAGAGGUAGGUUGAACAGUUCUUGAAGGGCUGAAUUUGUUUGUUUUGGUAGCUAACUUACUAACUUAAAUUUAUACACCUACUGGGUCAUAAUUAUGUCUACAACAAUAGCCCUCAAGCAUGUGUACGUCAUGUGAACAGAUUUCGCCAUCAAGCAUCGUAAAUGUUGUAGUUAAUUUUUUAUCUCAGGUAAUUUUUGUUUUUCUUUUGUUUUUGGGUGUGGUAAUGUGUGCUCAUCAAUGAAGUUGAAACAAAGGAAAAAUAAUUAUCUGAGAUAAAAAACUAAUUACAUCAAAAACAAAACUCUGUGCAUCAGUACUAUUUCUUCAUGGAAAUUCUUUUCAACUCUACUGCGUUGGGAAUUCAUCAGUGUAGGAGUUAGUGAAUGUAAAAUUCCAAGCCAGGCUUGGUGGUGAUAUUUGCUUGUCUGACAUGAUCAUGCAUGAAGGCUAUUUCUUGUUAAAGUGUAGGAUUCCUCAAUAGGCAGUUCAACAUAUGGUUUAUUUUAGAUUCUGUUAGGAGUCUGGCAGACUUGUAUCAAUAAUAUGUACAAUUUUUGGAUGAGGCUGAGUAUCAUCUGAAGAAUUAUAAAGAUCAAGGAGCUUGUUAGUUGGCUGUGGUAGACAACACCCUCCAAGAUCUCCUUAAUUCUUCAGAUGAUAAGAAAACCGAAUUCAAUAGUUGUUUCAUAAUUCAUUUCAAAAAUAAUUCCCAGUUCAAAAACAAGCUAAAACAUGCUUACCUUCAUUGAUGUUGUGUUGAUCUUUGAUAGUGCAUGUUUAUGGGCAAGUUUAGGCGAUAAAGAGUUGUUGAGCUCUGCAGUUAUUCCCUAAAUAGCAGAUGUCAUUUGUCCAGUUGUAUUCUUGCUGUUCUUGUUAUGUGGUAGCCAAUAUUUCCCCUUUUUCUUCCUCGCGAAAUGAGUGAAAAGUUUAUAUUCACUACCAAAACAACUCAACCUCAUCCCCAGGUCUUCUUGGUUAACUGUCCGGUUUUGUGGCUAUUAUGCUGUAGAAUUGACGUCAUUUUUCACAUUUAUAACACAAACUUCUUCCAAAUUUGGUCAACAGUAUAGCUGGUUAUGAUGAAUUAUCCCUUGGAUUUUAGCCAGUCAGAAGCAAAGAGAUAUUUUGAGUGAAUAACAAUCAGCUUUAUCAUGACACUAAAUAUCAAAUUUCCUUUCCCCGGCUUCCUGCAUAGCUCUGGGUUUAAGGAAUUGGAGGAGAAUUGAAGGAAGUGUACAGUGCCUGUCUUUGAGUUCUAGGUUAAUUUCAAAUCCACAUAAUUAUCAAUACACUUUUCUGACAGGCACUUUUCAAUUUUUCAGAAAAUUAUCACCUAACACCUGCCUGCUGCCAAGUGACUUUGCAGUCAUUGUUUCUCACCCCAAUUAUUUUUUGUUGCAUUUUGUAGGUGGGUCCCCAUUUCUUGCUGCAAAAAUAAAUGAAGCUAAAGAUAUCCUGGAUGGAAACAGCAAAUAAUACUGUACAGAAGCGUUGUUAAGCAGGGCUUUCAGAUGGUCAAAUGAAAACAAGCAGCAAUCGCUAGUCUAGAUCCAGUGGAUUUUUAAUCAUUUUCUCCUGGACUUGAAGAGUCGGCUCUCACACUGCUGUGUUAUAUUAACAUUAUUUGUGACCUAUGGGCUGUCUUAAAAUAAUAUUUGAACGGCUCUUUUGGUCAAGACAGUGAAAGGGUUAAUAAUAUUUAUCUGGCCCUAGUUUUUCAAAAAGUGGAUAGCACUAUGCACUGGAUUAUUCUCUAUCCACUGGAUAGC